AAAGGUAGGAGAAAAUAUCAGAGGCUAAAAAGUCCUCUUUUGUUGUGUGAAAGACGGAGGGAGGAGGGAGAGAAGGGGCAGAGCAAUGCACUCGCUUUGCAGUGGAGAUGCCACACGGGUAUGCCUUCAUGGCUGCUGUCCGAGACCUGUCCCCUUGCCUGAACCCCAGAAGAAAGUCCCCAGCUCCAGAAGCACUGCUGCGGAUUGUCGCCGCGACUUUGCUGCAACUACUGCUGCUUGUUUCUUCCCCAAUACACAAUUCACCAAUCACGAGUCUCUCCCUUCCUUGCAAGAAGCCUUCACUCUGUUUGAGGAAGCUUACCCUCAGUACUCCGAGACUGAUCAAGCUGACCGAAUCCGAGCCCAGGAGUACUAUCAUCUUCUUCUCUCCAACCACAUCUGCCUUGACUAUAUUGGCAUCGGUCUCUUUUCCCAUUGCCAGAUACAAAUUAAGUCCUCUUCACCAACUACAAUUGCCUCUACUUCUUCUCCAUCAAAUUUACCAUCUCCCCAGAGUUCGAAUAUCCCCUUAUUCGGUAUAUCAUAUAAGUCAGUGAAUCUGAAGUCGCUGCUACAAUAUGGUGGUCAGGAAUCAGCACUGGAAUCUGCAAUGAAGAGAAAAAUCAUGGGUUUUCUUAAUAUCUCCGAAAAUGAUUACUGCAUGGUUUUCACUGCUAACAGAACCUCAGCUUUUAAACUUCUAGCAGAAUCCUAUCCGUUCCAAUCUAGCCAGAAGCUUUUGACGGUUUAUGACUAUGAGAGUGAGGCGGUGGAAGCAAUGGUUGAAACGUCAGAGAAAAGAGGAGCCCGCGUCAUGUCAGCAGAGUUCUCAUGGCCGAGACUUAGAGUUAACUCUGGAAAAUUGAGGAAGAUGGUUGUGAGAAAAAAGAAGAAAAAAAAUAGAGGACUUUUCGUGUUCCCCCUUCAGUCUAGAAUGACUGGAGCAAGAUACCAUUAUCUAUGGAUGAACAUAGCACAGGAGAAUGGGUGGCAUGUAUUGCUUGAUGCUUGUGCAUUGGGGCCAAAGGACAUGGACACCUUCGGCCUCUCUGUCUUUCGUCCAGACUUCCUCAUUUGUUCUUUCUACAAGGUUUUUGGGGAAAACCCAACUGGAUUUGGGUGCCUAUUUGUCAAGAAAUCCACUGUUCCAAUCCUGGAAGCUUCUACGAGCACCGGGAUUGUGAAUCUUGUUCCAGCAAAGAAGCUGUUUUGGUUACCUGGCAAUUCUUCUGGUACUGACACCGAACCUGAACAGACAUCUAAAUUCGAGUUUCAAGAAGAAUUACAUACGUCAAGCUCCUUCUCAGGUCCCCUGUCCAUUCAGAAAACAUUGUCUGGAAGAUUUGAAUAUGAACAAGGGGAGACCUCCGAGUUACCUAACACAGAAGGCACUGCAAAACACGACAGACCAGAAACUUCCAAAGUCAUAGAAAUGGAAAAACCGGCUGAUUUCGUCCAACAGAAUACUAAAGUCAGAGGGAAAGAAGGCUUAGAGAUAGAAUGUAGAGGCUUGGAUCAUGUGGACUCACUGGGACUUGUACUGAUAAGUAGAAGGGCCAGGUACCUGAUCAACUGGCUAGUAAAUGCUUUGACAAAGCUCCAUCAUCCCAAUACAGAGGAGGGGAGUCCCCUGGUCAGAAUCUACGGGCCAAAGAUAAAAUUUGAGAGAGGACCUGCACUGGCAUUCAAUGUGUUUGAUUGGAAAGGAGAAAAAGUUGAGCCCAUUCUCCUACAGAAGCUUGCAGAUCGAAGCAAUAUUUCUCUGAGCUAUGGAUUCUUACACCACUUAUGGUUCUCAGACAAGUACGAGGCAGAGAAGCAGAGGGUCAUUGAGAGAAGAGAAACUGAAGCAAAGGGAAUGGCACAAAACAAGAGGAAAGGAAAAUAUGAUCUUGGCAUAACAGUGGUCACGGCUGCACUGGGGUUUCUGACAAAUUUCGAUGACAUAUACAGGCUUUGGGCUUUUGUUGCUCAGUUCCUGGAUGCAGACUUCGUGGAGAAAGAGCGAUGGAGAUACACUGCUCUUAAUCAGAAGACUAUUGAAGUUUAAGCAAAAAAAAGUUAUUCAUUUAUUCUUUCAGAUUAUGAAGUUCAUAAAAAUUUAAGUUUCUGCAGUCAUCAAGAUUUAUAAAUGCUAAAUAUAAAUUGUGAAUGAAAUAUGGCUGUCUAUAUUUAUUUUUUCA
This is a messenger RNA of Vitis riparia (riverbank grape), 2183 nucleotides long. RefSeq lists its product as uncharacterized. NCBI's taxonomy places the organism in Eukaryota, Viridiplantae, Streptophyta, Magnoliopsida, Vitales, Vitaceae. The record is from RefSeq and is a predicted model, not a curated record. Bases 86 to 2050 code for a protein of 654 amino acids. The transcript has a single exon.